Molecule: messenger RNA, 1278 nt
Organism: Colletotrichum abscissum
Lineage: Eukaryota; Fungi; Ascomycota; Sordariomycetes; Glomerellales; Glomerellaceae
Exons: 3
Coding region: 1-1278 (425 amino acids)
Biological process (GO): proteolysis
Molecular function (GO): metalloendopeptidase activity
Source: RefSeq, a predicted model, not a curated record
AUGGCCGAUCACGUGUGCUACGUCGUGCCUCCCCACCUGCUCAAGGCCAUCGCCGACGCCGAGUGCAAUAGCGAGCAUACGCGUCAUGCUGCGAGACAGGCUUUGAGCCUUCGCGAGCAGUUCACUACCCGUCGUGCCGAGCGCCUCGCCAUUCUUGGUGGUCCCCGCGCCCAGCGUCACCAGCUCUCUUCCCACUCCCGCCCUUCCAUCGUCCCUGAUAUCUUGCUCCAGCACAUUGCCGAUUCAACGGACGUCGACGAUGACACCAGAGCCUGUGCCAAGAGGGAUCUUGACCACAUAAGAGGUGUUCAGCAAAAGGUCCAGCAGGUUCAGCAGGGCGAAGUCGGAGGUCCACAGGACCAGGUCACCCUCGCUGCCACUGCCGGUAAGAAGGACGACAAGUUCUACCGGGCUAUCUAUGACGCCAAGAACACCGAGAACGAGAGCAAGUUGCCUGGUGAUGUGGUUCGUGUAGAGGGCCAAAAGGCUGUCGACGACAAGGCAGUCAAUGACGCUUUUGACAAUGUUGGCGAGGUACUGAAGAUGUACAAGGAAAAGUUCAACUGGAUUUCCAUCGACAACAAGAACAUGCAUGUCAUCAGCUCGGUCCACUUCGGUCAGAAAUACGAGAACGCAUUCUGGGACCCAGAGCGUAUGCAGAUGGUGUUCGGAGACGGCGGAGAGUUCCUGAGUAACUUCACUGGAACCAUCGACGUCAUCGGCCACGAACUCACCCACGCUGUGACUGAGCACACCAGUCCCCUCGACUACCAGGGAAUGAGCGGAGCUCUCAAUGAGCACGUUUCCGACGUUUUCGGCAUCAUCGUGAAGCAGAUUGUCGAAAAGGAGGAUGCCGAGAGAGCCGACUGGCUCAUUGGCGAAGGCUGCAUCAUGCCCGGUGUCAAGGGUGUUGCUCUCAGGAGCAUGAAGGAACCUGGCACUGCCUAUGACGACCCGCGAUUCGGAAAGGAUCCUCAGCCAGCUCAUUUCAAGGACUACGUUCCGACUUUCGAGGAUAACGGCGGUGUCCACAUCUACUCAGGCAUUCCGAACAAGGCUUUCUAUCUUGCGGCGAAGGGCUUUGGUGGUUUCUCGUACGAGAAGGCUGGUCCCAUCUGGUGGAAGACUAUGAACUCGGGCCGUGUUCCUCCCAAGUGCACGUUCAUCCAGUUUGCCGAUGUGACAACGGAGAUCGCAGAGGAGCUGUAUGGAGACGAGGCAGGCAAGAUCGUGAGGGAUGCCUGGAACGAGGUCGGCGUGACCAGAAAGGGCAAUUAG